AAAGAGAGGACAAACAUGUCUCACCGGAAUCGGAAAACCCGGAAACCGGAAGUAGUGCUGUACUGUUCCACGUGGUUUAUGAGAUUGCGGUUGGCUCCAUUCGUUUUCGAGAAGAAAGGUCGUGGUGACACCAACUCUGAAGUUGUAUGUAUAUUUAUCUGGGAGUCGGUGGCGUCCAGGUAUCCCAAAACACGGUGUGCGAUGCCCCAAGUAGAGAUGGAGGAAGACUCGUGGACUUCAGAUUCUGAAGUGUCUGUUGUUGUUACUGACCGAGAGCUCCAGGAGGCGUUUUCUAAAGGUUCAUUAAAGCCAGGCCUAAAUGUUGUGUUAGAAGGACGACCAAAAACUUUCAACAAUGUGGAUGGAUUGAAGCAAUGCUUGUCUGAAUUCCAGAGGCACCUGGCCUGGAUUGAAAGGCUUGAUGUUACCUCUCAUCUGGCAACAAACGCAACUCCUAGUCAAACACUUGACAAAGAUGCUGCAGAUCCUGAGGAUGAUUUCAAGAGAGAGAUGAGCUUUUAUCAUCAGGCCCAAGCAUCUGUUCUAGAAGCUUUACCUCGGCUACAUCAGCUCAAAAUCCCUACUAGGCGGCCUGAUGACUAUUUUGCAGAGAUGGCAAAAUCUGAUCAGCAGAUGCAGAAGAUUCGGCAAAAGUUGAAGAGCAAGCAAGAAGCAAUGGAAAAGUCCGAAAGAGCCAAACAGCUCCGUGCUCUGAGAAAAUACGGCAAAAAGGUCCAAACUGAGGUGCUGCAGAAGAGGCAGAAAGAGAAAUCCACAAUGCUGAAUGCUAUCAAGAAAUACCAGAAAGGUCUCUCAGACAAGCUGGAAUUCUUGGAAGGUGAAAAAGCGCCUGCUCCUCAGGGAAAGAAAAAGGAGGGAGCUGGAGGCCAGCAUACAAAGAAAGGACCAAAUGCCAAACGACGCUACAAGGAUCAGAGGUUUGGCUUUGGUGGCAAGAAGAAAGGGUCAAAAUGGAACACCCGAGAAAGUCACAAUGACGUGUCCAACUUCCGUGCUAGUGUGGCCCACUACAAAGGUGCUAGGAAAGAGGGAAAAAGUGCCAAUAAGAGGCCUGGCAAAAAGAUGAGGCAGAAAAUAAAGAACCGUUCUCGAUAAGGAGUAAAAUGGGUGGCUUUUUCUUCUUUGUGAGAUCCAACUACUUCAGAACAUUUGCCUAAAGCCAUGAACUGAUACAAGACUGCCUAGCCAUUUGGCUUGCCAUUUACAAUCGGCAGUUGGUACUGCCUGACACUGAGUGUAUCAAGCAUUUAUAUAUAAACAGCAACCAGGUGUUA
Rhineura floridana is the source of this 1295-nucleotide messenger RNA. RefSeq names its product EBNA1 binding protein 2 (gene EBNA1BP2). The transcript has 10 exons. The record is from RefSeq and is a predicted model, not a curated record. NCBI's taxonomy places the organism in Eukaryota, Metazoa, Chordata, Lepidosauria, Squamata, Rhineuridae. Gene Ontology annotation, biological process: rRNA processing; ribosomal large subunit biogenesis. Gene Ontology annotation, cellular component: nuclear periphery; preribosome, large subunit precursor; nucleolus. Bases 16 to 1116 code for a protein of 366 amino acids.